This is a messenger RNA of Penicillium cataractarum, 336 nucleotides long. RefSeq names its product 50S ribosomal protein L36. The coding region runs from base 1 to 336 and encodes 111 amino acids. The transcript has 3 exons. Gene Ontology annotation, molecular function: structural constituent of ribosome. Gene Ontology annotation, biological process: translation. The record is from RefSeq and is a predicted model, not a curated record. Gene Ontology annotation, cellular component: ribosome. Lineage: Eukaryota; Fungi; Ascomycota; Eurotiomycetes; Eurotiales; Aspergillaceae.
AUGUUUUCGCUCCGCACCGUCCUCGGAGCGCCCAGCGCCCUCCGCCAGCUGCUCCCCUCCGUGUCUCGCCGAUCAAUUCCUGGCGCUAUGUCUCUUCGUCCUUUCUCGCAUAUGAUUCGGAACAGCUUGACGAGGCUGCGGGCUACUUCUUCAGGGACUGGUAGUGCCGUUGCUGUGGCUGUGGGUGCGACUCGGCAGAUUGAGCAGGUUCGCGGCAUGAAGACUCGCUCUUCCGUUAAGCGGCUGUGUGAUGGAUGCAAGCCUGUCCGCCGAAAGAACCGUGUGUAUAUCAUUUGCUCGAAGAACCCCAAGCACAAGCAACGACAAGGCAAAUAG